This is a messenger RNA of Penicillium crustosum, 1221 nucleotides long. RefSeq lists its product as uncharacterized. The transcript has 3 exons. The record is from RefSeq and is a predicted model, not a curated record. The coding region runs from base 1 to 1221 and encodes 406 amino acids. NCBI's taxonomy places the organism in Eukaryota, Fungi, Ascomycota, Eurotiomycetes, Eurotiales, Aspergillaceae.
AUGGCAGCCCGAACAUUGGACAGAAUGCGCAAGGCUCAGUCUCUCAUCCGCGAAUGUCAUGACUGGCUUGUGGAGCAAAACGAGAUGCUACUAGCAGUGGAGAUGUGUCAAAUAGAAGGCAGCCUUGCACUUCUUUUUGAGAAAAGAUGUUUUGAAAAUUCGCCAUGUCCUGGACUUCAGGAGGAGGAUCUUCCCCGCCUUCCCCCAUUUAAUGGCUACCGGCGAAGAAACGGCCGCGGAUCCUACAACGGCUACCGCAGAGUUCAUCCAGCCAACAGGGGCGGAACGGAAGCCUCCACAGGUCGCGCCGGCGGCGGACAAAAUUUCCGGGCUCAGAUAACAGCAAGUACCUCUAAGGGUAUAACGAGCAAACCGAUUUGCCCUGAUGCCAACCCAAAGUCCCAUCAAGCUCGAGCUGCCGUGACAGGAGUAUCGCCACCAACAGGUGUGCUCUUGGAUUUCAACGACGACGUGGAAUUCGUCCAACUGCCACCAAGUGUGCUAGCCAACAUGGAAACAACACAGACACCCGAUCUUGGAUCAAAAGAAAAGGAGCGCUCAACAGGCUGGUUCGCUACCUACAGCAGCAAUCAACCAGCUCCGGGGGUCGAGGUCCGGCUGGACGGUGAUGAUAUUUACCGGACCAUUCCCCACACGGCCCACGCUGCCCCAGCAAAUCUAGAUACCCCUAUCAGCAGUAACUGUCCUCCCCCAGCGAUUGAAGGUGUUAUCUCAGUCUCGUCCCGGCCAGAUCUGCCAGGUUCGCCCGCAUAUAACAUCCUUGAGGACGGCUUUCCUCAUGCCUCAGAAAAUGACCAGCCAGUGAACGAGACCAACGAGAGCAGACAACGGGACUCCAAGAAUUGUGAGGAGUCCCCUGUGUUGACCACUACAGGAGGUGUCACCGAAGGCAUGUUGAUUAAUCUUGACGACGACCUGGCCGUCAUCCUUCCAGCUGAAACUGACGCCGGCACCGACAAUACUAUUCAUCCAGAAGAAAAGGAUGCUCUCGCGACUGGUCUUGAUUCCGGAGUUGAGCACAAUAAUCAACCAGAGGAUUUGGAAGAUGAUGAGAUUGUUUUCCAGGGAAAUGCAGCAAAGAUCCUCGGUCCGAAUUUCAAAGCCUUGUUUGUCAGUUCAGACGAUGACUCUCAAACCUCUCGCGCUAUUGAUCUCAAAGCGAUUUUUAAGAAAUAUUCUGAGGUGGUCAUCUGUAGAUGA